AUCUUUUCUCUCACAAAAUCUUAAAAUAAAAUAAAAUCUUUUAUUUAGUUCCUAAAAUAAAAUCCUCAAGCACUUUUGUAGAAUUCACGGAGCACAUUAAUCUUUUACAAAUUAGGAAUGGAACAAAUGGCAUGCACUUGGAAAAUAAAAAGUACUCUUGCUUCCUUCUUUUCUCUCUCACGAAAACAAAAAGAGGGCUAAAACAGUGUUUCUUAAUUUGCAUACUUUCUCCUUUUAUUCGCUUCCUCUCAGAAGAAAGCAAUGGCAGAGCUCCUUCUUUCUGCAUUCCUUGAAGUGUUGUUUGAUCGAGUGGCUUCUCCAGAGUUGCUGAAAUUUGCUCAUCGAGAGGGACUUCGAAAACAGCUAGACAAGUGGCGUGAAACCAUGGAAAGAAUUCGAGAGGUGCUUGAUGAUGCAGAGGAGAAGCAAUAGGCUAAAAAGACGGUGAAAGCUUGGCUUGAUGAUCUCAGAGACUUGGCAUACGACGUGGAAGAUAUACUGGAUGAGUUCACCACAGAAGCUUUGCAACGCAAGUUGAUGGCCUGUGAAAGUCAGGCUAGCGCUAGUAUGGUACAAAAUCUCGUCCCUGCUUGUUUUACUUGUUUAACUCCAAGUGCUGUUAAGAUCAAGUUUAGGUUGGAGUCAAAGAUAGAGAAAAUAAAUACAAGAUUUAAUGAUCUCAUGACACAAAAAGAUCAACUUAAUUUGAAGGAAAAUGUUAGUCUGAGGCCAAACAAAAGAAGAGAGAGACCACCCUCAACUUCCGUGGUGACCAAAGGUCACAUAUACGGUAGGGAGGAAGUCACAAGAGCUAUACUACAAUUAUUGGUCAGUGAAAAGCAUAGUGAUGCUAUGAAUAAAGUACCCAAUGUGAUUCCUAUCAUUGGCAUGGGGGGCAUCGGAAAGACAACAUUGGCCCAAAUGGUAUACAAUCAUAAAAAAGUUGAGAGCUUUUUUGAACUGAAAGCAUGGGCUUGUGUUUCAGAAGAUUUUGAUGUUGCUGCAGUUACAAAAACAAUUUUACAGUCUUUGACCUCGGAAAAUUGUGAUGACAAAGAUCUAAAUUUGUUGCAAGUCAAACUGAAGGAGAAACUACUUGGAAAAAGGUUUUUAGUAAUUCUUGAUGAUGUUUGGAAUGAGAACUACAAUGAUUGGACUCUUCUACGUGCUCCUUUUGAAGCAGGGGCUCCAAGAAGUAGCAUUAUUGUCACAACUCGUAUCCAGAAAGUCUCGUCACUAAUGCGAAACAAGGAAGUUGAGCCUUUUCAAUUGGGGGAGUUGUCAAAUGAAGCUUGUUUGUCCAUAUUUACCCAACAUGCAUUGGAUGCAAAAGACUUUAGUGCGCAUCCAAACCUUAAAGAUAUUGGUGAGGAACUCGUUAGAAGGUGUAAAGGCUUACCAUUGGCUGUAAAAACUAUGGGAGGAGUCUUGCGCAGUAAAAAUGAAGACCGCAAUGAGUGGGAAAAAGUUUUGAAGAAUAAGAUAUGGGAUAUUUCAGUGGAAGAAAGUGGAAUUGUUCCUGCUCUUAUGUUAAGUUAUCACCAUCUACCUUCACAUUUGAAGAGGUGCUUUGCUUACUGUUCAAUACUACCAAAGGACUAUGAAUUUGAGGAGAAGGAGGUGGUUCUAUUAUGGAUGGCAGAAGGUUUGAUUCAACCCCUACAAGAUGAAGAGGAAAUGGAAGAUUUGGGUUUCGAAUAUUUUCGCAGUCUGUUGUCAAGGUCAUUUUUCCAACAGUCACGUAUUAAUGAAUCACAAUUUGUGAUGCAUGACCUCAUCAAUGAUUUGGCUCAGUCGGUUGCAAGCGAUACAUGCUUUAGAAUGGAAGACGGGGUUGGAGGUAAUAUGCAUGAGAAUAUUCCUAUAAAGGCACGCCAUUCAUCUUAUUUGGGAAGCAAAUUUGAUGUAACUAAAAAGUUUGAGGUUUUUCAAAAUUCACAAGUUUACGUACAUUCUUACCUCUCAUGCUACCAGAUCCAGGUUAUUGCUAUUUGGCUCAUCAUGUUCCUUUUGAAUUGGUUCCAACAUUAUAUUGUUUAAGAGAGUUAUCUUUCAACGGAUACUGCAAAAUAGAGCUACCAGAUUCUAUUGGUGAUUUGAAGCAUCUGCGGUACCUUAACCUUUCAGAAACUCGAAUAAGACUCCUGCCAGAAUCAAUAACUAGUCUUUACAACUUACAAACAUUGUUGUUGGAGAACUGUAUUCGUCUAAAGAAAUUACCUUUAAUGUUUCGAAACUUGGUCAACCUGCGCCACCUCAACAUUGAAGGUGCAGAUAGUUUGGAAG
This is a messenger RNA of Juglans regia (Persian walnut), 2286 nucleotides long. RefSeq names its product putative disease resistance RPP13-like protein 1. NCBI's taxonomy places the organism in Eukaryota, Viridiplantae, Streptophyta, Magnoliopsida, Fagales, Juglandaceae. The transcript has a single exon. The record is from RefSeq and is a predicted model, not a curated record. Bases 538 to 2040 code for a protein of 500 amino acids. Gene Ontology annotation, biological process: defense response to other organism. Gene Ontology annotation, molecular function: ADP binding.